AUGUAUAAAUAGCUCAAAGUCUUGGAUUUGUCUAGAAUUUUAGUUGGACCAUAUGCUACUAUGCUUCUAUCAGAUUUGGGUGCUUAGGUUAUAAAGGUCGAAUCUUUUGAAGGGGAUGAAACUAGGAAAUGGGGACCUCCAUUCUUUAAUAAUCAAAGCACUUACUUCUUGUCAAUCAAUAGAAGCAAGUAAUCAAUUUGUGUGGAUCUCAAGAAGGGAAGUUCGUUCAUCAAACAAUUAGCUCAAUAAUCUGAUGUGUUAGUCGAAAACUUCACUUCAGGAGUCAUGGAUCGAUUGGGUCUAGGUUAUGAUGAGUUAUCGAAAAUAAACCCAAGAUUAAUAUAUGCUUCAGUCAAUGGCUUUGGAUCGAAUAAUAAUCAGCCAGGAUUCGAUUACAUUAUGUAGGCAGAAACUGGUUUUAUGCACAUCACAGGGGAGAAGGAGAGAGAACCCAUGAAAGUUGGAGUUGCCAUUAUUGAUGUACUGACAGCCUUAAACCUCUGCAAUGGAAUUUAGGGAGCUUUAUACUAAAGAAUUGAGACAGAUAGGGGAUGUCAUAUUUAGACAUCUUUAUAUGAGAGUGCAAUAGCUAGUCUUGUGAAUGUGAGUGGAAUGUAUUUGAAUGGGUAAAAGGACAUGCAUAGAAUGGGGAAUCAACAUCCGUCAAUCUCACCUUAUGGGACUUUCAAAAUAAAAAACAAAUAUAUUGUGAUAGGAGUGGCUCAAGACAAUUAAUUCUAAUCUUUGUGUAAGAUUUUGAAUCUUAAUCAUUUAACAAGUGAUGAACAAUUCAAAGAGAACAAAGGUAGGGUUUAGAAUAGCGAGAAAUUAAAGAAAAUUAUAGAGGAGGCUUUGGAGAUUUGGGAUGUGGAAGAUUUAAUAGAGGUAAUGAAAAAGAAUAAGAUUCCAGUGGGGGAAGUUAAAUCAGUGGGACAAUGUUUGGAGAGUUCACAUACGAAGUAAUUGAAUAUGGUGAUGGAACUUGAGAAUGGAGAGAAAGCAAUUAGAAAUCCGCUUAGUUUUAGUAAUAUAAAUUUGGAUUAUCCAAAAUAGGCGCCUUAUUUGAAUGAACAUAGGGAUGAGAUUUGUAAGUAGUUUGGUAUCAGGAAUGUUGAUGAGUUAAUAGGGGAUGGAAUAUUGAAAUGA
Molecule: messenger RNA, 1146 nt
Organism: Paramecium tetraurelia
Lineage: Eukaryota; Ciliophora; Oligohymenophorea; Peniculida; Parameciidae
Exons: 1
Molecular function (GO): catalytic activity
Source: RefSeq, a predicted model, not a curated record